Molecule: messenger RNA, 3343 nt
Organism: Eublepharis macularius
Lineage: Eukaryota; Metazoa; Chordata; Lepidosauria; Squamata; Eublepharidae
Exons: 3
Coding region: 257-1159 (300 amino acids)
Biological process (GO): dephosphorylation; thiamine diphosphate metabolic process
Molecular function (GO): thiamine triphosphate phosphatase activity; magnesium ion binding
Source: RefSeq, a predicted model, not a curated record
UGUACCUACUGCUUUAAAGGAAGAAGACCAGAAGAAAAGUUAGUUUUGCAUCCAAGAGAACUGGACUGAAAUAAUGAAAAAUAAACAUAUUCUAUACCCUUGAAUUCUGAAACAGAACACAAGGUAAAUAGAGCAACCCAGAGAAUUUCCCAUUCUUUGUCAGUUGACUGGGAAAUUACCAACCUCAAGUGGGGCCUAGUGUUCUCCUGGACUGACAAGGGAUCUCCAGAAUACAGUAAUCAGAUCCCAGAAGGAAAUGGCAGCUUCAGAGGACAGACUCUAUGGCCUCACAUUCCAGCUGAGCUUCCUCCCUUCUCCAAACAUCGCCCUCCUCAGACUUCCCAAGGGAGGGGAAAGGAAUAUGGAAGCAACACUACGAAAAAUCCAACUCCGACAGCAAUAUUGGGUAACGAAAGGUAGUAAAGCCAAGCUGCACCAAGUUGGCGCCAAAUGUGUGGAGACUGUUGCUCACAGCGAGCGCUAUUAUGACACUGCUUUAAAUGAGUUAGCAAUGGCUCAGCUGUGGCUGAGUCAAAGAAAUCAGCAAUGGUACCUUAUAAUAGGGUCUCAGGAGCAAGCAACUACAGAAAAUACUGCCACCGGUGAAUCAAUUUUGGAUACAGGGGAACUUCUGUACCAGAACAGAACAUAUGUUCAAAGUUCCAAAUCUACAGUCUACAAAAAUCCACAAGAAAAGAAACCAACACAAUCAGACCCUUCUGGCAGUCGAAACAAUCAGCAUUAUGAUUUGAAUAAAACACAAAUGUAUAUAAAACCUACUUCCAUACAUACUGAACUUGUAGGAGAGCAUGAGAUAAUUAUGUAUUUGGCAAACUUUCUUCGCAUUGACUUGACAACUGAGGAAGAAAGAAACAUGAGCAUGGGAGACUUCCUGCAGCGGGCUGGUAUUUACCAUUACGCAAGCAAUCUAACUGCCUAUCAGUCCACAUACAAGCUGUGUGACCAGUACACAGUCAUAAUACAAAGAGAGGAAAGUUCUUUGAAAGAAUCUGCAAUUGUACUAUUAGAUGUGGAUAUUUCAUGUAUUUGCAAAGGUUUUGAAGAAAUUGAAAAUUUAGCAAAUUACCUGGAAUUUGAACAGCAAGCUGUCCAAAGUGAAGAGAAUUACUUAUACAGCAAGACAGAGCAAACAAUAUGAGAAUUAACGUUUUCACUUCUGGUAUUGGUUUUUGAAGAAUUAAGGCAUAACUGUCUUUACUUCAAUAAUUUUUGAAGGAAUAAAUAUAGGCUCAGCAUUGUGUGUAAUACAAUCUUGUGCACCUUUAAAAUACAAUAUAAUGGCAAUAGCAGUAGUACAACUAGUGUCAGCAGAGAUCUAUGUAUAGCACCAUUAAUAGUGGCUGAAGAAAGCAAACACUUCCAGAGAGCUCCACUAAAAUGAAUUGCUUAAGAUCUUCUUUUGAAAACUACACAGGUGGCUGCAUGCUAGCUCACAUAAACCCCUCAACAAACCAAAUGUAAUCUUAUUUAACAGUGCUGCACUUACUUUUCAUAAACUGGGAUCUCAACAAUCAUAACUUUUGCUACGUACAACAAAUACACUACCACCUGAAAGAGCCCGUCUAGCAUAUGCACAAAUCAUCCUUUUUUAAAAAUAAAUUUUUAUUCUCAGCAAUCUAAUAAACAUAUGUACAAUAACAAAGCAUAAUUUAACAAUGCAUGUGAUUAACAUUAUUAUACCGGAACAGCAUAAAUAUUACAUUAUUGUGACAUUUUUCUUUCCUUAAGUGUACAUAUUUCUUUAUCAUUGUGAGACUAGAGUAUUCAAAGCUUAAAAAGUGAUAUGGAUCCAUACAAUAUAGUUCUAUUGCAUCAAAGUUCUAAUUUCAAAAAUUUCUGAUAUAAAGUUGUUGCACCUUGUAUAUCGUUAGUGGCAAGGUAGUCUAAGAAAGGCUGCCAUUUUUCUGUAAAAUUUAUCAUUCUUGCAUAAUCUGUUCAGUGUUAUUUUUUAUUUGUUAUUUUUUCCAUUGCUAUAUAUUCCCACACUUCAUUGUACCAUGUAUUUAUAUCAGGUAGAUAGGGAGAUUUCCAACAAGAAGCAAUAGAUGUUUUGGCUGCUAUUAUGAGUGAUGAGAGCAUAUCUUGUCUUAUCUGUGGCAAAGAGUGUUCACGCCAUAAAUCUAAAAAGAUGAGUUCUGGUUUAAAUGAUAUUGUAUAAUUUAUUAUUAAGGCAAUAUGGUGUAGUAUUUGUUUCCAAAAUGAUUCCAUAUAUUUACAUUGCCACCAGCAAUGUGCGAAUGUACCUGUUUUGCCGCAUUUUUUCCAGCAUAACGGUGAAAUCUUUGAGGUUAUUCUAGAUAGCUUUUGUGGAGUGAUAUACCAGCGAUGGAUUAUUUUAUAUGUUUGUAAGUUUGCAUUGACAACUGGGGAGUUAAUUAAUCUUGAUAUCCAGAUUUUCUCCCAUUCUUUUUCUGAUAUUGUUGUAUUGCAAUCUUGCUGCCAUAAAAUCAUUCUUCUUAAAGUAAGUUUUCUGUUAGAAGCUCUAUGGAACAAAACUGUUCAUGCAGUUUUGUUUUGUGAAUAGCAAAGUGCUUGUAAACUACAAGGAGCUACAGCUUAAAACCUACAGAAUAGCGACCAGAUUCACAUGCUGUAAUGUGACCCAUAUGUUUGGAUUUCUCUGUCUCAUUCAAACAAUCAUACUUAGUUACUUACACACCAUAAAUAAUGUGCAACAAUAUUGUGUUUGCCUGUCAGUCCUAUACAGAAGGAAAAACUGGCUUCUAUUUGUUCCAAGGAAAAACUCCAAUGACAUACAAUCUCUAUAGCAAGUCCAUAAUACUUUUUUACUACAAGUUCUGUAGAGCCCAGGCUUGGUUUAGCAUUUCCUUUACUACUUUAAUUGUAAUAAGUUAUAGCUUGCCCUGCUUUACUAUUUGUAAUGUCAUCAGUAUUCACGAUUACCUGGUUCAGAACACAAACUUGUAAACCUUGUACUUGUAUACAUUUCAGUUUGAACAUAAUUUCCUCAAGAGCUCCUUCCUGAACCUGAAUGUAAAAUAAACAUUCAGGCUAACCAGACUGCACUAUAGAUGCAUGCAACUAAGUUCUUCGACAUUAACUUCAGGGCAAAUUGUGUUUUUUAAAUUAGUUUUAAUUUUUUUAAAAAAUGUGUACUGAGUUGCUGUUGCAGAAGGGUGAAAAAAUAAUUCAAGAUGAAAUCUGUUGCUUCAAAGGUUAGAAAGGUUUUCUUUUUAUGACUGGGGGGGGAGUGGAUUUUUAAAUGUUUCCAGUUCUCUAGAGUGCUAUAGCAUUAGUUGCAGUAUGACUGUACUCCAGUGCAGAUUUUUUUAAAAGAAACUAAAUUGAGGAUUAUAUAACA